AUGGCAUCUCAAUCGAGCUACAAACUUCCACCAGAAUGGGGCCUCAUGCCGCCUAAUCCAGAUCCGGAUUUAGUACUUCCCGGAGAUGCCCUUGGAAGAGACCUGGAUCGAAUUGAUAUGCCAUCUCUUGACGUUCCCAUCAGUCGCAUCAUAGGAUCUACACCUCUUGCUUUUCGCCCUGAUGUUGAGGUCCCAGAACUGUCCGAGAUUGACUCCGAGACAGAUGAGCAGCCCGGCACCCCGCCCGAUGCUGGUGCUGGGGCUAGUUUCGUAGGCUGGAACAGAACCAUCAAGUCCGGUAGUCCUCCUCUGCAUCGAGCGACAGUUAUCGGAGGUGCUGUGGUGCGCAAUCUAUGUCUUGUCAUCCCAGAUGAGAACAUGAAUGGCUUUGCCGAUCUUCCCGUCCAGCCUAUUCGAGCAAGCAAGGGGCAGCCUGCUCAACUGGUUGCCAAGAUCUUGGACGAUGAGGACGAAAAGCCUCCAAUGCCUUUCCUUAUUCUGCCUGAUGAACGCCGAGGUGGCUCCGAUAUCCAAAGUGCCGACUCCUCUGCGAUGAAUCGCUUCGCGACUUGGAGCUCUUCGUUCAGUCCCGGCAAGCCAGCCUCGGGGCCUAUUUAUUGGGCCCUUUCUACUCUCAAGGUAGCAGGAGCUCCCGAGGAGAAGAAAGGAGAGGAAGGUGAGAAGGAGAAGCUUGGAAGGUCCAAGAUGGAAGAGUUUGUCUUGUCUGGAGAUAUUGAUGACUUUUGGGGGAUCAAAGGCUUGACUGCCAAGUUAUACAAGUACAAAGGACCCGAGAAGGAUGCCGCUGAUGUUCCCGAGGAACCGAAAGACAAAGAGGAUAAGAGUGAAGAUAAAGUCGAAGAACCGAGCACUAAAGCCUCAGAUGAGAAGGAAGAUAAAGAGGAGAACAACGAGGAGGACGAUAAAGAUGAGCCUGCCAGAGAGAAGAUCAAGCUGGACACUGAAAGCUUCACCCUCAAAGGCCAACCUUUGGGGACAUUGUUCCCCUCCAUCAACGAUUUUAACAUUAAAAAUCUUCCCAUUGAGAAUCUUGAAAUCACCUACUCCGAGGAGAAGAAGAACUUUCUCUUCAAGCCUGGUCUGCGACUCGAAGUGGACGUCUUGUUCAAGGAUAGCCUCGCCUGGGCUGGCGAUGCCUUAAAGAAACUCUUUGGACCCAACGAUCCUCCCAAGCCCAAGAUUGAGAGUUUGGUCCUUCAAGGAUAUUUUCCACCACUAACUCUCAAGGCUUGGGAUCUACUAAACUUCCGGACGCUGGGGAUCGAGAUUACAGCCACCAAAGCGGCCAGGAACAAGCCAUCAGAAGAAGAGUCCAAAGGUGAUAAGCCCGAAGAUGGAAAGCUAAAGGGCGAGACUGAUGGCGAUCACGAGAUUGGCAAUGGAGAUACCGAGACAGCCAAGCUUAGUAAAUUUAACGGCACUGAAGAGAACCGGGGCGAUGGUGAUGCUGAGAAUCAGGAAGGGGAAGAUGAAGAAGAAAAUUCUGACGACAAAGCGAAAGAAAAGAAGUCUUGGUCCUUUGGCUUUGCCUUUUUCGGAACUGUGCUAAUCACCAAAGUUCCCCAUGCAAAUGUCCCGCUGGAUGUCAACUAUAGAAUUGCGAGGGACUUUGUUGCCGCGGAAGAGAAAGAGAAGAAGGAAGACGACAAAGAGGACAACGGCGAUGACAAGGCUGCUGAGGAUGAAGGGGGAGAAGCAGGCGCAAAAGAAAAGUCUGUUAUGGCGAUGGAUGAAAACCCUAAAGAGGGCAACAAGAAGGGCGGAGAGAAAGACAAGAAAACCGGCAAGAGCAUUGAAAAGUCUAAGCAUAAAAGAAGCUGGAAUCUGCUCAUCAAACCGGACAAGUGGGAGAACAUCUACGGUAUCGAGAAUGUUACGAUGAAAGAUGCGGAGCUCAAGGCGUCAUUUGAGGAGGGUGACUUUCGCAGCACGAUUAAGCUGGGACUUUCAGCGGAGCUGAAGUUGGGUGAUGGAACGUUUAAAGUCCAAGGACAGAUAUCGCGAGAUGACAACUAUCUGGAGGCUGAGAUCUCGGGACAGAAGUUGCCUGAGAAGGAAACGAAGAAGUCAGACGAGGAGAAAAAAGCGGACGAGAAGAAGACGGCUGGAGGUAACGAAAUCACUUUCAAAGAGAUGAAACUCAAGCUGUCAAGCAAGAAGUCGAAAGAAGAAAAGACUACCAAGAAAGCGCUUGAGCUCAACGGGAAAGUCACUUUCAACCAACAUUCGAGCGCAGUCGGGAGUCUUACCUUUGCGAGUGAGGGAGUGACAGUCCAAGGUGGUAUCUCAGACGUCAAGAUUCCUGAAACUGAGGUUAUGAUCAAGAAGGCGGGCUUGGAGAUCUUCUUUGGAUUCAAGUCAAAGAAAAUCGAGGAGAAGUCAGAUGAGAAGAAUGGCGAUGACAAGAAGGAGUCUAAGCCAACUGGCGAUAAUGAGCCCGAGGUACCGGGCAAAGAUCAAGAUGGCGAGGUGGAAGAGGAGAGUUCGGAGAAGUUGAACGAUGAGCCACCUGCCAAGACACCAUCUGAAAAGAAGGGGAAGGAUAACAAGGCGAAGAAAGCCGAGAGAGGAAACUGCUUCGGCAUCCUGGGCGUGGUUGAAAUCAACAAGAUCGCCAUUAAGGUUGGACUUUACACUGAGCAGAAGAAAGACAAAGAGAAGAGGGAGUGGCUGGCAUUCGGUGCGAUUGAGAACGUCAGGUUGAGGGAGAUCUGGAAUGACAUUCCUGAGGGUAACUUUCUCAACCUCGAGCUGAAGAACAUUGCACUCAUCGCUUCAUCUCAUGAGAGGAAGAAGAAAAAGAAAGACGACAAGAAAAAAGAUGAAGAUGGUGAUGGGCAGUCAGAGAAGACCGACGGUGAUAAGGAGAAGAGUGACGAGGUGAAGCCCAAGGCGAUUGGGAAUAAGGUGUCGGAUGGCGAGGUCUGGGUAAACAGUCUUGAUGUGUUCACCGUCACCGAGGAGAAGCCUGAUGAGGAUUCGAAGGAGGAAGAGGGAGAUGGGGACAAAGAUAAGGAAGAAGAGGACGAGGAAGACGAAAAGGAGCCAGAUAACUGGGACCUUUGUGCAACUAUCCACUCCUUCCCGCAACUCGAGGAACUCAACGGAAAGAAGAAGUUGGAAGGACUCACGCUCAUCUUAUCGAUAACCUCGAACGGCAAAAUUAGUGCUACUAUUGAUCUUCCCGAGUCCUUUAGAGUGCAACUUUCGGAUACUGCAUACCUCCACAGCUUUGGUACUACUAUCGCCAUCAAGUCGACGACGGGGCCAGAGUUGAACAUCCAUGCAACCUUGACUUUCACGUUCAAAGACUCAGACCCUAUUUCCGUGGAGGGAGUCAUUGUCGGAAGCUUUAAGGGUGCGAGAGGAGAAUUGAAAAUGUCUGAUGACUCUAGAUGGGUCAAUCCGUUUGGUCUGAAUAAGAAUAUGGUCUUUUCUCAACUCGGGUUCGGAACAGGCUUUACAUAUGCGACAGUUCUCGUCACUGGACCAGAUGAAAUCGCUCUCCGAGGACAAGUAGACAUUGGAAAAUUCUGUGCGAAGCUCGACAUGGGUCUCCGUGUGACCACCGCCGAGGCAGUCUUCCGACUCGAGAUGAACAAGCUAGAUGCAAUGGAGAUUGUUCAGCUCGCUGGCGUCCUCAUCAACAACCAAGCAAUGCAACAGAUGAAAGGCGCAGAGGGGAAACUGGUCUUCAAGGACCUCAAACUAUAUGUCUCAUCUGGCGCUGAGUUCUUAGGUCGCUAUUACGAUCGCGGUAUCCAAGUGCAAGGCAAAAUGUGGUGCUUCGGUAAGAAAGGAGAGUUUGACGGCAGAUUUGAUGAAAGUGGCGUUGUUAUUAAAGCAGGGAUCGACAACUUCAAGGUCGGCGGUCUGGAGAUUACAUCAACGCAAGAAGGUGUUGAUCGAGCGACCAUGGACAUCGAGAUGACCAAGGACAGACAGAAGCUGUUCAUUGACGGCAGGAUUCGGUACUACAGCCUCGAGAUCAGCGUGUUUCUUGACCUUGAUGUCCAAGCGCAGUACCUCAAACUGGAUGUCAAGAUCAAGCUGACAGAGAGCUUAUUGCUGAGCCUCAAAGCCGACGUUGUGGUAAAGAAUCACAAUUCCCUUGAGGGAGCCGAGAUGAGCUUCGAGGCGAUUUUGGAGACUGACAUCUUGGGUGCUAUUUUGCAAGGCAUCACGGACGGUAUUGAUGCACUGCAUAAGCUAGCUGACAAGGCCAUCGACAAUGCACGGAGUGACUUGACUACAAAGCUCGCCCAAAAGAAAGCUGCGCUGAAAAAAAUGAAGGGUGAGCUAGAAAAGCUUGAAAAGGAGUGCACUGCAGAAGCCUUGAAGAAGCAAAAGGAGAUAGACAAAGAGAACGAGUUAUUGAGGGGGCUUCAUGACGAGUUUGAGAAGUACGCAGAGGCUUUCCGAGAAGCAAAGGAGGCCAAGGAUAAAAAUGAAAAGGAGAUUCAAAGAUUGGAAAAUUUGAGAGACGAGGCAAGAAGAAGGCUUGGAGAGAAGAAGACGGAGAUGAUGAAAAAGUAUGAGGAGGAGAUUGAGAAAGAACGGGCAAAGAGGGAUGCUAUGGAGCAAGAGAAGAAGAGAUUGAUUGACAGUCGAGACGCGAGUUGGGGAGAUGCGUUGCGAAGUUAUAGGGAGGCGGACAGAAGUUGGCAGUGGUGGUGUCGGCUCGAAAAAACACGGUAUGCGUGGAAGAGGACGUGCGAGUCGAAGUUAUAUUGGUGUGCCUGGUAUGACAAGCCAUAUUCGACCAUCAAGCUCACCGAGGCCACACUAGACCUCGAAGAAGCACAUGCUCGAAAGGCAGCCGAUGCAGAACUCCGACACGCAGGAAAAGCCAUAAUGGACCUCCCAGCCUUCCGAAGCAUUGAAGCAGCCAUCAAUGAAGCAGCCAGAAAGAUCGACCAGUUUGGAAGAGCGAUCAAUGGUCUCCUCAACAGAGGACUCGGAGCCUAUCUCGACGAGAUGCUGAAGGAUGAGAGAGAAGAUCUGAAUCGCCAGAUCAGACUGCUAGAGGCAUUGAUGAGAAAGAGCGAGGAGCUCGAAGCUGCUUACAAGGAAGCGAAGAAGGAUCUUGAAAAGACUGAGGAGAGACUCUCACCGCAGCAAGAGGCUGCGAGGAAGAGGAUUGCUGAGAUACAGGCGGAGAUCAAGAUGUUGCCUGCGCGACAUGAGUACAUGAACAAGAAGAAGGAUUGCGAAACCAUGGAGAUACAAGUCAACGAUCUGGUUGCAACUCUGGAUGACAUUCAGAGGGUCAUGAAGGAGGUCUCGCAGAUCAGCAAGGAUGUUGUGAAUACUCUGAAGAAGGGAAUUCCGCGCGUCACCAAGAUCAUCGUCAGGGCUAGCAACAGGGCCUUUGUGGAGGAUAAACCUCUGAUGUUUGAGAUUCAAGCCGUGUGGAUGGACCAACAGGAGACGUUCCGCAUUGAGUGGGCGCCAGAUCAGGGAAUUUCGGUUCUUUACUCACAGGCUGCUGAGAAGUUAGCGACUUGGGGACAUGAGGACGAACCCCCUGCUCUACCUGGUCCGACACCGCAACCAGACCCCGCGCCACAAGAUCCAAAGCCAGAACCAAAGCCAAAGCCAGAGCCUGAGCGAGAGCCUCAAGAUGCAGACCACAAAGGGGAGAUACAUCUGAUUCACCGCGGCGCAAAUCACGACGAAGAUUGGCCAUACUGGAGCACCUUUGAUGGCCAGACUUGGAGCAAGGAUUACAAGGUUUGGUCCUAUGGACUGCACAUCGCUGAUGGCUUCUGCCUAGCUUCGUUCCAGAAGAAGCUCUUCAUCUUCCAUCUCAGCCCCCGAGGCAAGUCACAAGUGUUUUACGAGUCACACGUAUCAGGAAAUGAAUGGACGAGAGGAGGAAUCACGGCCAUUCCGAAUACCGCAUCCUCACCGGGUAUGUGUGCCGUUACAUUCAGGGGCAAACUCUACCUCUUCCACCAUGGAGUUCCUCAAGAGAAACUUCGAUACAAUGUCUUCAACGGUCAAACUUGGGCAGGUGACACUGAUAUCAACAUCGGCGACGUCAAGGUGGGCUUUACGGCUGUUGUGUUUAACGACAAGAUAUACCUGUUCUAUCUUCCCAAAUACGGCGUCGCCUCCCAGAGGUUUGCUUACGUUACCUUUGACGGAGCGCGUUGGGAAGAGGUGAGGACCGUUGGUAAGCAAGCGACAUCUGGUGUUACGGCAGCGGUUUAUCAGAACAAGCUGUAUCUGAUACAUCGAGGAUACGGCAUGGCUUACGUUCUUGGAUUGCCCCGGACGGGGACACAAUCCCUCACUGAUGCACUGGCAAUACUCGGCAUCUCUCCGAUCUACCACAUGCGCGAAGUGGGCAAAAAUAACCACGCGGAUCUUUGGACAGCCCUUAUUCAUGAAAAGUUCGGUACAGAUGGUUCCUCACACCCAACAGAUCUUCUCACAAUACUGUCAAAUUAUAAAGGUGUCUCCGACUACCCCGCGGCCAUAUUCGUCGACGAACUGCUCGCAGCCUUCCCUGAAGCUGCCGUCAUUUUGACUGUGAGGUCAGAAGAUUCACGGGCCAAGAGCAUGAAGGAAACUAUCGUGCACUAUCUUGAUAAUCGGGUGAUUGACGAAACAACUCCCAUGGCGGUUAUGGCUAGAACCUACAGCAUGUUCUGUUGGAAUGAUGACUUUGAGAAGAAUGGUCUGGAUCUUUUUCGACGACACAAUGAGCAAGUGAGAUGGGCAGCUAAGGAGAGAGAGUUUCUAGAGUAUACAGUAGGUGAUGGCUGGGAGCCAUUAUGUGCUUUUCUCAAGGUACCUGUCCCUGGGAAUAUACCUUUUCCUAGAAAGGACGAUUGGUUAGAAUAUAAGAAGCAGAUACAUAAUUUAGGCAAAGAGACUUACAUUGGACUAUCAAUCAUCUGA
This is a messenger RNA of Fusarium subglutinans, 6930 nucleotides long. RefSeq lists its product as uncharacterized. Bases 1 to 6930 code for a protein of 2309 amino acids. The transcript is spliced from 15 exons. Lineage: Eukaryota; Fungi; Ascomycota; Sordariomycetes; Hypocreales; Nectriaceae. The record is from RefSeq and is a predicted model, not a curated record.